Hordeum vulgare subsp. vulgare (domesticated barley) is the source of this 3031-nucleotide messenger RNA. RefSeq lists its product as uncharacterized. The transcript is spliced from 5 exons. NCBI's taxonomy places the organism in Eukaryota, Viridiplantae, Streptophyta, Magnoliopsida, Poales, Poaceae. The record is from RefSeq and is a predicted model, not a curated record. The coding region runs from base 412 to 2667 and encodes 751 amino acids.
UAUCGAUAGCCUUCCCUUCCCACCGCGCGGCAGCCGUCGCAAUCUUUGAUCCUCUUCCUUCGCCCUUCUGUUUCCCGAUUCUUUUCGAAUCCGGUCUCCUGCCUCCCCACGCGUCAUUGUUAAUGAGCGCCUAUAAGUACAAGGACCACGCCUGGCCUCCCUCUCUAUGUUUCUUUCUUGCCAGCCCUCCUCAGCUCCGCGUUGGGGUUUUGCUAGGGUUUUCCUAGCGGCCAGCGGCGAGGUCUAGGCGAGUUUCCCUAGCGGCCAGCGGCAAGGUACGGCGAAGGUCUUGGGUGGCGGAGUGACGGAUUCGGCGUGGAAGAGUUGACGGCCUUGCAGAUUCUCAUCUCGAGGAGUUGGGCGUUCAUUCAUCGCCGAAGCAGACGGCCAUCAGUGGCUAUUCAAAGAAAAAUGGUGAGUCGAAGACAACAUAGUGUCAACCACUUUGGUCCAAGCUUGAGAAAGUCUCCCAUGAGGAAGGGACCAGGCAAACUCAAGAAAAAGUGCCUGGACCAAUUUAAGAGAACUCAGCAGUCGUUUAGGGUAGGGAUGGAACAUAGAUUUAACCAUGCUAAUGAAAGAGCUGAUGAUAAUGUUGCCAAAAGACCUCAACAAAAUAAGAUUGCAAGAAAAACUCCUUUUGAGGAGCCUAGCCAUGCUAAGGCAGUGUCUCGACCAAAUAUCUCUUCUUCAUGGCCAAACAAAGGUACGGUUUCUUCACGCGAAAAUGUUGAGAAGUCCAAGCCCUAUUUCUCUAGGACUCUCCAAAAGAAUACCCUGAAGGCUAGUCCAUCUCGUGCAAUGCCUAACAGUGGCAUUGAUUCUCUGCAAAAGAAUACUACCAAGUCUAGACCCUCUUCCUUUAUAUUGAAUGGUGGUAAUACCUUGAGGCCAAACAAUGGCAUGGGUUCUUUGGCGAAGAAUGUGGAGUCUUGCUCAAGGUUAAAUAACUUUGAUGCUCCUCGAUCAAAGAAUACCAAGAUGCCUGGAUCCACCUACUCAAGGCCCAAUGAUGAGAUGGCUUCUCGGUCAAUGAAAUCUAGGCCCUUCUCCUUUGGAUCGAGUUGUGGGUUCGAUCCUUUGAUGAGGAACCUAGAGAAAUCUAAUCCCUUUUUGACUAGGGGUCCGUAUUCCUCGGUGUUGAAGGAUUGUUCAAAUUCCACAUUUGGUAGUUCAAAGAAAUCUUACCCCUCUUCGAUGGUUGGCAACUUGCGGAAAGAAGGCCAUCACAUGGCAAUGGAAGCUUUGAAUUCCAACUUAGCUUUGAAGGGUAAGCAAGGCGUGCAAGAUAUCCAGCCCAACGUGGAGAUAAAUUGUGUUUCUUUACCCGGUAAGAACCUUCCUAGUCAUGAAACCGUCGAGGCAUCUUGCAUGGUCGAUUCAAUCAACGGGGGCAUUAGACUUGAUAGUAGAAAGUGCAUGACUAGCCUUUCGGAGGAUGGAAGCACCGAUGUGUACAACUCUAAGAGUAAGAGGAUGAAGCCGUUGUUGGAAGAGAAGGUUGGGGCACUUGGGGUCACUAGAUUGACAAAAUCAAUGGGUAUCUCCCUUAAACUUAACAAGAACACUAGCAUUGGGGAGGACGAAAGAAUGGUUGGUGACAAGUUUAAUAAGAGAAAGAGUGAGAAUUGUAGUCAAACAAACAAAAGGAGAAUAUAUGUAGUAUCUGACAACGAAGACGACGAUGAUGGUGAUCAGAAUCUCACGGGUGCUAAAAGUGGUGAUGCUGGAUUGAAAACACAAAAAGAUUGUCACCUAGAGGUCUCUAAUCUGUUUGGUGCAGAAUCUUUGAAGCCACCUCACUAUUGUUCGCUGCCCAUCGAUGAACCUGUAUGGAGUGGAAUCAUCAAGAUAGGCAGCGGAAAAUUGGUUUCAUUGGCUGCACAUUUGUCAACCAAAUACUGUGAGAAGGUGUGGAAAUUGUCAAGAUCACUUGAGCCAGUGGUUGAAGUAACUAAGCUUUCUAGAUUUGAGGCUUGGCCUAGGAGCUUUGAGACAUCAAGGCCCACUGAUGACAACAUUGCGUUGUAUUUAUUGCCCACCAAGAUGAGGCAAGAUGCAUACCUGGAUCAACUUGUUAAAGAAGUCAUGGAGAAUGAUAUGGUCCUACGAGCUAUUGUUGGUGAAGCUGAGAUGCUGAUAUUCCCAUCUAUUCUACUGCCUGAGCAACACCAAACUUUCCAAGGAAACCCCUACCUGUGGGCGGUAUUUAGGCGCAGAAAAGACCAGGUUCCCUUAGUGGAGGAGGAACAACAUGGCAAAGGACGUUGCCCACAGGAGAAGGGAAAGCAGCAGGCUUCACAUUUCAGUGUGGGAGAAGGGUCAAACAUGGAUGCUGGACUUGAAGCUUCUGAGGAAGUGGAGAUAGAAGACAUGGAGCAGGAACAAAAUCCCACUACGGCAAGUCCAGCAACAAGUCCUACAGCUUCACCCAACGCGCCAAGUCCUACAACUUCAGCUCCUACUAUGGCUGCAGCUAAAAUGUCUGCAAGCCACGGGCAAGACCACUCAAACAUGGCUGCUCCUACAGGAGCACUGUUUGGUUUCGUGAUUCAGCGAACUCCCAGACUUGAGCAGCUCAUCCAAGAGAUGCAACGUGAAGGUGCCGUGAUGGUUGCAAUGCAAGGGCAGAUGAUAGGGCCGGGUCUUGGCUUGGGCAGGCAGUAGCAGCAGGGUUGAGAGCAGGACGAUAUGACACUGAGGCGGAGCUCAUCUGGACGUGUAGUCCUUGGCUUGAGCCUCUUUGUGUGUACAUCGUCUGUGCGUGUUGGAAGGAACCCCCCUCGUUAGGUUCUCUGUGCGUGUUGGAAGGAACCCCCUCGUUAGGUUCUCUGUGCGUGUUGGAAGGAACCCCCCUCGUUAGUGUUGGAAGGAACCCCCCUCAUUAGGUUCUGGCUCUUUGCAUCCUAGUAUCUAGUUAAGUUUAGUUUGGUGUUUGCUAAAAUGCAUCUAGAAGUUAUCAUGCCAGCGCAUGUGUUCUCAGAUGUAUUUUUUGUUAGGAAGUAUUAGUAUUAGUCUAGGAGUCCUAUUA